Messenger RNA from Cuscuta epithymum, 1353 nucleotides. Lineage: Eukaryota; Viridiplantae; Streptophyta; Magnoliopsida; Solanales; Convolvulaceae. The record is from the annotation of a GenBank genome assembly.
GGCAAAGGGACAUUAUAGCGAGAAGAAAGCUGCCGUGUUGAUGAAAACGAUAGCGGGAGUUGUCGAGGCGUGUCAUUCGCUAGGUGUCAUGCAUAGGGACCUUAAGCCCGAAAAUUUCCUCUUCGAUAGCCCUGAUGAGGAUGCCAAGCUUAAGUCCACCGAUUUCGGUUUGUCCGUGUUCUUCAAACCCGGGCAGUACCUUUCUGAUGUUGUAGGAAGUCCAUAUUAUGUUGCACCAGAAGUACUCCAAAAGCACUAUGGAACUGAAAUUGAUGUGUGGAGUGCUGGUGUUAUUCUUUACAUUUUACUAUCAGGUGUUCCUCCAUUUUGGGCAGAAACGGAUAAUGGAAUCUUCAAGCAGAUUCUGAAAGGCAAAUUAGAUUUUGAAUCUGAUCCCUGGCCGUCCAUUUCAGACAGUGCAAAGGAUUUGAUAAAAAAGAUGCUCCACCGUGACCCGAAGAAGCGAAUAACCGCUCACGAGGUCUUAAGACACCCAUGGAUUGUGGAUGACACAGUUGCCCCAGACAGACCGUUGGGCUCAGCGGUUUUGUCGCGCCUGAAACAAUUCUCAGCUAUGAACAAACUGAAAAAGAUGGCUCUUCGCGUAAUAGCAGAGAGGCUAUCAGAGGAAGAAAUCGGAGGGCUAAGGCAGCUAUUCAAAAUGAUAGAUACAGAUGGGAGUGGAAGUAUCACAUUUGAGGAACUCAAACAAGGGUUGAAAAGAGUUGGGUCUGAGCUUAUGGAAGCUGAUAUUCAUGCUCUCAUGGAAGCGGCUGAUAUUGACAAUAGUGGAACCAUUGACUAUGGUGAGUUUCUUGCGGCAACAUUGCACUUGAACAAGAUGGAAAGAGAGGAAAAUUUGCUGGCUGCUUUCUCUUAUUUUGACAAAGAUGGCAGCGGUUAUAUUACCGUUGAUGAACUUCAACAAGCCUGCAAAGAAUUCGGAUUGGGGGACGUUCAUCUCGAGGAGACCAUUGAAGAAAUCGACAUCGACAAUGACGGACGUAUAGAUUAUGGGGAAUUUGCAACAAUGAUGAAGAAAGGGAAUGCAGGACUUGCAGCCAGAAGUAUGAGAGGCAACUUGAAUUUCAACUUGGCUGAUGCCUUUGGAACAAAUGACCCCAGUAACUAAACAACAAUAGAAAUGAUUUGCUUUUUAUUAGGUUAGAGAAAUUUAUAUGGUGGACAUUUAUUGAAAAUAUUUAUAUUUUCCCAUAUUUUUUCCAUUUGUCCAUUAUUAAGACUUGUAGUAUUCUUAUCCUUAGGCAUUUCUAUGUGAAUGAUAUGUAUUAAAUGGCCCAUGUAUAUCCAUGAACACAUGUGUUUGUCUCAUUUUUUUUUAUCACAUUCACC